Molecule: messenger RNA, 1645 nt
Organism: Juglans microcarpa x Juglans regia
Lineage: Eukaryota; Viridiplantae; Streptophyta; Magnoliopsida; Fagales; Juglandaceae
Product: jacalin-related lectin 19-like
Exons: 8
Coding region: 442-1380 (312 amino acids)
Molecular function (GO): carbohydrate binding
Source: RefSeq, a predicted model, not a curated record
ACCCCUUCUUUGGCUCAGGAAAAUUCAUGCUUAUCUUGUUAUAAUAAGUGUGAGAAUGCUUUAGAACCAUCUCCCCACCCCUAUAUAUACCCUAGGCCAACUUCCAAGCAAUUCAUUCCCUCAUAUCCCACCAAAUAUUCCCAAAGAGAGAGUGAUAUCUAGUUUUGCUCAACUUUCCUCUAUCUUGUUCAAGUGUUGUCCUACCUAAGUUAUUUUCUAUAUUGAUGUAUUGUUUCUAUCAAUAAGAAUACAUUUUUCCUUUAGUUUGAUCUUUCUUCUAUUUUACGGUUGAGUCCUUGGACCAGUGUACUUUUGUUACACUACUUGAGAAUUGGUUGUCUCAUAUAUAUUGGAAACCAUAUUUCUCUUCACCUACCACACACUGCCACCACCAUUCUCCCAUAGCAUCUCUACGCUCUUCUGUUAAGCUCUACAGUAAGCAUGUUCUCGUUUCCAGUCAUAUCAACUCCUAUCAUGGAAAGUGGCAAGGUACGUGGGGCCAGCUGCGACGAUGGGAUCUACCAUGGAGUGAGAGCAAUCACUCUGGAAAGUGGCAAGGAACGUGGGGCCAAUUGGGACGAUGGGAUCUACCAUGGAGUGAGAGCAAUCACUUUGGAAAGUGGCAAGGAACGUGGGGCCAGUUGGGACGAUGAGAUCUACCAUGGAGAAAGUGACGAGGAACGUGAGAGUAGAAAAAAGAAGGGCAUACUGUCGUUGGGACAAUGGCGAGGAUAUGGUGGGCCCAGCUGGGACGAUGGGAUCUGCCAUGGAGUGAGAGAAAUCACUCUAGAAAGUGACACGGAACGUGGAAGUGGGAAAAAGAAGAGAAUACUGUCGCAGGGACCGUGGGGAGGAAAUGGUGGGGCCAGUUGGGACGAUGGGAUCUAUGAUGGAGUGAGAGAAAUCACUCUGGUUUAUGCCCUUUGCAUCAAUUCCAUUCGUGUGGUCUAUGACAAGAACGGUAAGCCCGUCUUAGCAGAAAAGCAUGGAGGUAGAGGAGAUUAUUUAAAGGCCGAGAUAAAGCUGCAAUACCCAGAGGAGUUUCUAGUGAGGGUGAGCGGGCACUACUCUGAGUUUAAUGGGAGCCAAGUGAUCCGAUCACUGUCAUUCGAAAGCAACAGAAGAAACUUUGGGCCAUUUGGAGUGGAAGAAGGGACGCCAUUUACAUCCUCCAUCCUUGGAGGAAGUAUCGUGGGUUUCUAUGGCAGGAGCGGUCGGUACAUAGAUUCCAUAGGGUUCUGGGUGUCCUCUUGGGUUCUGGAAGCCAGAAGUCUAAUGUUCAAAGCUCCAGAGCGUUCCGUCAAAGUCUCACCAGGACUGUUUCAACGGCUUCUGCCCCUAGACAUGAAGAAAUCUAAGCUCAUCACCACACUCCAUUAACGCCCUUGCAUCCACUUUUGGUGCCUAAAAUAAUCUGUAUUACACUUGUUGCAGUUCUUCCAUGACAAUUUAAAGAGAUCCAAGUGGGAAAUAAUGCUUAGUGUCAACUCUCCAUUUUCUCUCUACCAUGCAUAUAGAUUCUGCAGGUUAUAAUUGUCUACUCGGUCAACUGUUUACAGCUAAACUUAUAAAUCUAUACCUAUCGGAACUUGUUCUAUCACGUUCUUCCUUUAGAUGGAUUAAUGGAAGUAUGCUUUUGUGGGAA